UUACAAAAAUCCUUAUUUUAUUUGAUCAAAUAUCAAAUUGCACAAAUUAAAAAGAAAAAAAACGUGUAUUUUUACUGCAUUCAGGCCCCAUUUAUAAGAAACCGAGGAGGACCACAACAUAACGUGUGCCUUUCAAAAUAAAAGACACGUCAAACAUCAGUAUAUUAUCAAUAUUUACUUUUUUGACCAGCUUUUACCGACCCAUCCAGAACGUGUCCGCGACCCACUUUUGGGUCGGGACCCAACGGUUGAGAACCACUGCUUUAGAUUGAUGAUCUCUCUUCAGUGCGUGCAGUGUUUGCACAUAUACUCCGCCCUUCAGCCUGCAUGCCCCGCCUCUUCCACGUUUUUCCACGUUUUUACGUGAAAGGGGCGUACAGGGACAGUACGCAGGAUGAAGGGACCCGGAUAGCCGUGGACUCCAGUCUCGUCCCGGGUGGAGGUUGGCACACGAUGAGCGAGUAUCCCGACUCAGAGUGCCGUUUUUCGGGGACCUAUGUGGUAAUGUUAUAUGCAGAGUUCUGUCAAAAAGGUUAAAACGCCGUUUUUCAUUGAAACUGAAAAUGUAAAGUAUGAGUGAUGGCACGAAGACCUGCGGACGGAGACGACGCCUGUGGACUGAAUUAACUCAAAAUGAAGCAACAUUGAGAUAAAAAUCACAGAGAAUUUUUAUCUUGUGGCAGGAAUAGUAGAAACAAAAAUGCGAGAGGCGUUUUUGAGACACGUCCGCCGUUUCCCGUGGGUCACCAACGUUACACUGUACGGCUGCCUGUUCGCCGGAGGAGACUUCGUCCACCAAUGGUUCUCUCACAGAGAGAAAAUGGACUGGACGCACACACGAAACGUCGCCAUCGUGGCGUUCAGUUUCCAUGGUAACUUCAAUUUCUUCUGGAUGCGGUUCCUGGAAAGGAGGUUUCCUGGGAAUUCUGCCAAGAUGGUGAUGAGGAAGCUGCUGUUGGACCAGACGACAGCGGCUCCCCUGGCCACCAGCGUCUUCUACACAGGUCGGUGGGUUGUUUGACUCCACGGCUGCCCCGGUCACAGUGGGAGCCUGUCGGGGAGUUAAUGGUUAACUUCCCCACAGAUCAUAUAUCCGUCAAUUUGUAACCGAUCCGGGACUUUACGGUGGUCUGAUCCUGCAGAGACACAAUCAGGAGUGGUUUUGUGUUUUAGUAAAGGUCAUUUGAAAGACAACACAGAGCAGAGUGACGCUGUUUGCUGAUAAGGUUUGAUUUGACGGCCCUGCGCUCGCUCACGAGUGCGCGAGAGUGAAGAUAGUGAAACAAACAUCACGAUUUAGUCCUCAGCUUAAAGGGAUAUUCCGGCGUAAAAUUAAUUCAGGGUCAAACACACCAUAACACCAAGUUAGACACCCCUCGAGAGAUGAUUGUUGCUGACUGCUUGUUUCUCUAGUUAGACCAACUUUAGUAAUGACCACACGAUAGCAAUACACAGUGGUCCGAGGAGCCAUAAACAAACCUCAACCAAAACGCCACUCUGUAGCCACAAAUAAUGCUCAGAACAGCACCUAACUUCAUCAACAGUAUAUAUAGGGUCCCAGCCACAGCACUAGCCACCAAACACCUUAGGCCAAUCCAUUGCAGCGGAGUUUCGCAGCUCAAGGAAGAACAUUUAUGAUCAUUACCUUAUGGAAAUGCAAUUGGACCGAGACCCUAAGGCAGAAGAACUAAGGUUUGAUUUGCCGAUUGAAGGUUUGAUAGAGUGAUGUUUUGGUUGAGGUUUAUGUGUGGCUCGUCAGACCGCUGUGUAUUGCUUUCGCGUGGUCGUUACAAAAGUUGGUAUAACUAGAGAAGCAAGCGGCCGGCAACAUUCAUCUCUCGACGGGAUGUCUAACUCGGUGUUACAGUGUGUCUGACCCUAAAUUAAUUUUACGUCAGAAUAUCCCUUUAAAUGCUUUUAAUGAAAAAGAGUAGCAGCCUAGGUUUGUGGUAAAGUGAAGUGUUCAUAUUCAUUUUAUUCUCUAGCUUGCGGAUAAAUGAGCAAAAACGGGUCAGCCUGCAACCCUAAUCCAUAAUCAAAACAAUGAGCAUUGUGUUUUUGUAAUUUAAGAUUGGGAGCUGCAGAUUUUGUUUCUGGUAACAGUUUUGGAAACCAUGGAAUGAAACAGCAUCAUAGUGAUUACUUUAUAUCUUACUUAACACAUACUCAGUGUUCAUAGUGUGUGAAAAGUCCUCUAACGUUGUCUAUGAACUGUCUAUCAGUUAAACCCUUUCCCAGCAGUCACCUGUUCUAUUUGUCACCCAGGUGUCAGCUUCUUGGAGGGCAAGGAGGACAUAACAGAAGACUGGAGAGAGAAGUUCCUGAACACAUACAGGGUGAGUAGUUCCUGCAAAGACAGACUGUCAUUGUACGUCUAACAUUGACUCGCUUCCGUCUUCUUGGUGGUGUCAAUCAUUACAUGAGCAGAGCUCUAGUGUCGGCUCUCUUAGUCUCUGUUGUGACACAUCCACAAAUAUACAAAGAGAGGGAUUAAGUUUCUGAAUUUUUGAGUCAUCUGCAUAUAAUUUGUGUGUUUUCUCUUUGUCACUUUUCAGACGGGGCUAAUGUUUUGGCCAUUUAUGCAGGUAAAUAUGACUUUUCUCUCAAAUUUACAUGUUAACCUUUGGACCAAUACAUGUCCUGUUACUGAUGAAUCUCACAGGCAACUAAGAGUCAUAAAGCUCCUGUUUUUCAUCGGUUUUAUGAUUUGUUAAAACACAAAACAUACCAAAUCUAAAGCUGCUGCUCUGUAGACAGAAAUAUGUACCAUGAGUUUCAAUGUUCAUGUGGUUUUGGCGAUAAUUGAGGAAGGCUGCUUUAAAGUUAAUGAGUCGGCUGUGUUAGGAGAUCAAAAUAAAUGUAAACAUGAGUAAAAACAGAGCAGCUGUUCGCAUAUUUAUGAGCUAUCUUAAACAGGACAUUAUGAUUUUGUGUUUGAUAAUAUCUCAGCAUGGCUGUGAUCAUAUUUGGCAGUCAUUCUUUCGCCUUGUGCCUGUGACCAAAUCACAGCCAUGCUAACAUUCAACACUCCAGCACUCCCUCUUGUGUGAAAUUGUUGAAAUGACGCACAACUGUCCACACUGAGGACGGAAUGAGUAAGUUAUUAUUUGUCAUAACAGUGCUGACCUAACUGUGAUAUUUUGUCUUUAAGUUGAUAUGGAUUCAUUUUUCUGUCUCUUUUAGUUUCUGAACUUUACCUUCAUGCCUCUGUAUGUGAGGACCACCUUCACCGGCUGCUGUGCGUUCGUCUGGGCCACCUUUCUUUGCUUCUCUCGUCAGAGUGGCGACGGCACAGCUGGUGCUGCUUUGGCAUGGAUGUUCCCUCCCAAAGAGGGUGAAACAGAGUCAGUAAAGGAGAUCUCAGAAUUCAAAGGGAACACAGAUGCUCCAAAAGAGGCGACAGCAGCAUCUGAACCUACUCAGAAGUGAAGUAAGUGUUUCUCAUAGAAGAGGACGAAAUGUGAACGGAAAUCAAGGCCUGAACAGCGGGCAGCUGGCCCGGUGGUCGUCAGUCGUGCCAGUGGCUGUUGCACUAUCACUGCCAGGGUUUAGUUAUCUUCUACUGGGCUUAAUCUGAGAAUGUGCUUCCUAAUAACUGACACUGUAAGAUAGUGUAGGGAAUAAAACAGUGUCUGUAGCAACUGGAAUGUAAUGUACAGUACGUUUUAAAUUAUAAUUAUAUGAAUAUUUAUGCAGCAUAUCAACUUUUAACAGUCCACGUAAUCAACCUCACUGCAAGCCAUCGUCAUGUGUCCUUUCUUGUUUUUUGCGUCGUAAAUGCAGUCUUGUGUUCCCACAGUUUUGAGAAACAGAGUUCCCUUAUUUAACUGGACCAUGCUUAAUAGUGCUGAAUUGAUUUGUGAGGACUAUUCGCCUGGUACAGUAGCUGCGUUGUUGAGCGAAUGCUCUACAUUCCUCUGCUGGGCAUUAAAAUGCGAAACUAAAAGGAUGUCGGGAAAUAGUUAUUUUAACGAUAUGGACUGGCAGCUACAUCAUUCGCUGAGCUUUUAAACCUCACAAAACUGGUUUGUUUUAAAAACACUAACUAUAUCACUCACUUUUUAACAGAAAAAAAGACAAGGCUGUUGUAUGUGACUACAUCAGAGUGCCUGAUCUGCUUUACUUGGUCAUAACGCACAUAAGUACUAAUAUUCUGUCAUGUUAGAAUAAGUCUGUUUACAGUUUAGAGUUUGUUUCUUCAUAUAUCAAUAUUUACGAUGAGAGGAGCAGACAGAAGAGACACUAGAGCACAACUGGUAAAACACAUUUGACCCAUACAUCAUCUAAAUGUUGCUGUAGUGGGAUACUACUGAAGGUGACUGAGUUUUUUACAUAAACAAAGGCUGUCUCAAACAUCCAUUUACUUGAAUCGUACAUGCUGCCUGCCUGUUUUCAAGCUUUAUGUCAACAUGAUAGUGUGAGGUGUUUUCUCUUUGUACUAAUUUUUCAACGGUGUGCAAUCUUUAACAUUUUGUAUAUUUGACCUCUGUGGAAAUUAUUGUUAUAAAUACUGAUUGUUGAGAUGUAAAUAUCAGAUACCUCAUCCAUUUUCCUAAGAGGUCGUUUUAUCAAUAAAUGUCAGAUCGGUACAAGCCGGCAGUUAUUCCUGUAUUUUAUUCUGUGUCCUGUAAGGAACUGAACAGGUUCGGGGCAAAUAACUUCUCAGGGUAACAACAACAACAAAAAUCCUUUUAAUUCACUUUUAUGUUUGUCUCUGGUGUCACAGAGAAGUGUACAUUUUCGUCAUUGGGUCUAAAAGCAUAUACAAAAAUGUUAUGUGAUUUGACUUGUCUCAGAGAUUUUAAUGCCAUAAAUAACAGAUUAAUAUAAAAUAAAUAUUUGCUUUGUGAAACAGUGAAAUAAGGUAAUAUUUAAACCCCUUUCUUUCUGUCACUUUGCAUCCCUGAGAGUAAUGCAGUAUAGUUAUUAUAGAGGGCAGAGUGUGCAAUACUAAUUUAUGUGCAGAUACACUACGCUUGAAAUGGGAUCUAUAAUGAGUGAACUAAUUAGCAAGUGAACUGGAAAUAUUUGAACACUUGAUGUAAAAUUGGUAUUUUUAUUAACACCACAAUGAAGUUUGUGUUGCAACCUGUUUGAAAACACUAAUGUCUGUAUAAAUGUGAUCACGUCUAAUAAAUCUGAUAUGUUGUCAAAGUAAUUUAAUCAUGUUUGGCACAUUAGUUACUCUGACUGAUGGAGAG
Molecule: messenger RNA, 5201 nt
Organism: Xyrichtys novacula (pearly razorfish)
Lineage: Eukaryota; Metazoa; Chordata; Actinopteri; Labriformes; Labridae
Source: the annotation of a GenBank genome assembly